AUCCACGUGCAGUUUACUAAACGUAAACAACAACAGAAAAAUUGCUGAAACUAUUAUUGACCUGUCUAUUAGAUUUAUUUUCUUGUUGAAGACGCUUCCAUUAUGUUGGGUGUAAUCAUAAGUGUGGUAGCAAGUCAGAUCAUUGGAGCCAUAUGGUAUUCCACCUACUUCCUUGGCAAACCAUGGAUGAGCAACAACUAUCCUGGGAAGUCUUCAGAACAGAUUAGCAGAGAAGGCAAUUUUCCAGUUGCAAUUGGUGUUUGUGUUGUUGGACAGGCUUGUCUUGCUUUGGUUCUCCAUUACAUACUACUGUCUUAUCUUGGAAUAUCUGGUGUAGAAGCUGCCAUCAGAAUCGGUGUUGGACUUGGAGUUCUGGUAACCGUUAGUGACAUCCCACACUGUUUGUUUUCCUGUAGAUCAGUCAUAGUUUUCAUCAUUGACCAUUUGUAUGACACAGCCGUCUUUGUUGCAAUGUGUGCCUCCAUUGUACAUUUUGGAUGAACAUAUGUUCAGGAGUUUGUUGAUAUUUGUAAUCUGUUUAUGCUAUAUGUUUAUUAUAGCUGUAGUUUUAUGACUGAUAGAAACAAUUAAUCAAGUAUCCAUAUUCUUAGUGCCAUAGAUAUCAUGUAGAAAUCCAUCCAUUCAGAUGUUAGUUUUUUCAUUGUAUGGUGGGAUUUUUGUUAUUGUAGUUGAAAUGUUGUGUUUUGUGUUGU
Molecule: messenger RNA, 713 nt
Organism: Mytilus californianus (California mussel)
Lineage: Eukaryota; Metazoa; Mollusca; Bivalvia; Mytilida; Mytilidae
Exons: 3
Coding region: 103-501 (132 amino acids)
Source: RefSeq, a predicted model, not a curated record